Salarias fasciatus (jewelled blenny) is the source of this 597-nucleotide messenger RNA. RefSeq names its product protein FAM163B-like. The coding region runs from base 61 to 597 and encodes 178 amino acids. NCBI's taxonomy places the organism in Eukaryota, Metazoa, Chordata, Actinopteri, Blenniiformes, Blenniidae. The transcript has 3 exons. The record is from RefSeq and is a predicted model, not a curated record.
GUAACGCCGCGAGCCGCUGCCGAUACCGACUUGAUGGGUUGUUGAUGGAGAGGAUUUCGAAUGUCAGCCGGGACAGUGGUCAUCGCAGGAGGAAUUCUGGCAGCAGUCAUUUUACUGACUAUCGUCGCUGUGUUGUGUUUAUGUAGGUUGCAGUAUUACUGCUGUAAAAGGGAGGAGUCUGAGAAGGAGGAAGAGGAGGAACCCGAGCUGGCCACCAUGUCUCCAUCUCGUCCUCUGGCUCUGUCCGCUCCUCCUUCACCUUCCACGCCGGAGCACUACAGCGAGCCCGAGACCUACCCUCCCACCUUCCUCACCGAGGCCAACGGGCCGGCCAGCUACUCCCCGCCGCCGCCGCCGCCGCGCCGCUGCCACUGCUCUCACGUCUUCUGCCCGGCGUGCGCCCGCUGCUCGCUGCCCUUCUACCUGCAGCACCCGGAAACGCUGUGCAACGGGGGCCGCAGGAUCAGCUACAGGACGGUACAGCAGCAGGACCUGGAGCUGCCCAUGGACUGGGCCAGUUUCUACCAGAAGCUCAACCUCAUCCGCUCCAUCACCAUGAAGGAGGUGGUCACUCACAGCGUCAGCACUGACGUGUAG